CCCCCACUGGGUGGAGUGAAGAACUGAAAAAUCACGAACAAGAAGAAGAAGCAGACACGGCAGAUUCUCAAGAACCAGAAAUUUUCCUCGAAUUUGCUCCACAAAUUCUCCGCCUCAUGGUCCCUCCACUUCCCAAGUAGCGUCCAUGGCCGGUUCCUGCACCUCCUUCUCUCGCCAUCUCAUCAAAUCCACCGUUUCCGAACUCGCCAGAACAAUCCGCACCGGAGCUCCGGCGCCGCUCGUUCGAUUCUCCGCCAAGAGCUCCAACAACGCCGUUUCCUCUUCCGACGAACUCGCUCAAGGCCCCUCCUGCAUAUUCGUCGGUCCUAUCGACACCGCCAGUAAAGAAACCCUCGAAGCUCUUUACCUUCAGGCKAGUGAUGCGUAUUACAGUGGUAAACCCUUGAUCCUUGAUGAUAUGUUCGACAGAGUCGAGUUGAAACUGAGGUGGUAUGGUUCUAAAUCUGUGGUCAAAUAUCCUCGUUGCAGUCUUAGACGCCAAUCGACGUAUGCGGAUGCUGAGGAAGAUCUAUCGCAGGUUCUUGCACUAGCAAGCAUAUGGUUGGUGUUUCUGGCACUAGGCUGUGCAGCCUGUCUUGUUCCCAUCGUGUACGCGGUUGACUUGGUUUUCAAGGAUCCACUCAGUUUAGGACUUUCCUAUCACAGCCAAUCUGCCUUCGAGUUUCUUUCGGCAUUAAAUGCUAUCCUCUUCAUGGCCUUUGGAUCUCUGAUUGGGUACCCAAUUGCWACAGCUUCUGUGGGAGUGCUUCAGGGCUUAUGGAGAAAUGAUCUGGUGGCGCUGAAAGGAGCUUGCCCAAAUUGUGGAGAAGAGGUGUUUGCAUUUAUCAGAUCGGACCGUGCCAAUGGAUCUCCUCAUAGAUCAGACUGUCAUGUGUGUGAAUGCUUGUUGGAAUUCCGGAUCAAGUUUGAGAAAUCAAGUUCAGGAGUGGGACGACAAUGGGUUUAUGGGCGUAUCUACCUUGUAUCAGGAAGGGGUAAAAGCAGAAGCCAAAGAUUGCUGUAGGAUUUCGACUCUCAGAUCAGAUGUAAGACCAACUUGUCUAUAUAUAGUGAGUGACAUGAUUCUUUCCUCCAAUCUUCAUCUGCUUGUAAUGUAGUCACUGCUGUAUUCUGCAAUGGGUCUUUGUAGUUGUACCAUUUUCUGACACUAAUACUAGUUUGCUCAGAAACCGAUCUUAUUUCAAUGAAAGAAUAUAUAAGGGGCAUACAAAA
Momordica charantia (bitter melon) is the source of this 1233-nucleotide messenger RNA. RefSeq names its product PGR5-like A protein. Lineage: Eukaryota; Viridiplantae; Streptophyta; Magnoliopsida; Cucurbitales; Cucurbitaceae. The record is from RefSeq and is a predicted model, not a curated record. Gene Ontology annotation, cellular component: chloroplast thylakoid membrane. Gene Ontology annotation, molecular function: oxidoreductase activity, acting on iron-sulfur proteins as donors. Gene Ontology annotation, biological process: photosynthetic electron transport in photosystem I.